Dichotomopilus funicola is the source of this 1170-nucleotide messenger RNA. RefSeq lists its product as uncharacterized. Lineage: Eukaryota; Fungi; Ascomycota; Sordariomycetes; Sordariales; Chaetomiaceae. The transcript has a single exon. The coding region runs from base 1 to 1170 and encodes 389 amino acids. The record is from RefSeq and is a predicted model, not a curated record.
AUGUUACACCGCGCCAUCCGCCCGAAAAUCUCAACCUUCACGACUAGAUAUCAAUAUCCAAAGCGCACCUCCCUCCCAUACGGUGUUGCGUACCAUCAUCCAACCCCCUCAAUCAAGUUCUCGUCCUCAUCCAACAACCUCCCAACCAGCAACCCCAACUCCACCCCCGGCAACAAACCUAACAACGCCGCCCCCCACAACACCCACCAGAUCAACCCCCCAAUCCCCAUGGCCAAAUCCCAAUUGACCGACGCCGACCGCGCCCGCGUCCAAGCCCGCAAUGACGCAAUGAGCAAGGCACUGGGUGCCAUCGAGCCGUACGACCCCGACCUUGUUCGCGAAGCGCUCCUAGCAGUAGCGCGAGACCACCCAGUCGAUGACGCCGUGCGCGAGGCGUACGCGGACGAACUGCUGCGCGGCAUGGCUGACUCCGAGCCGUUGGACGAGCUAGAGAGUUCGCUGGCUUGCCCGCUGCUCGCUCCGGGCGCGCCUUGGGGGUUGGCUGUGUAUCGGGUUGCGUACGGUGGUGGUGAGGGUACUGAUGAGGCGUGGCGGCGGAUGGUGGAGUUGAUUGGUGAGAGCGUGAGGGAGGACUUGGAUAUGAGGGGGAGGUUGGAUUUGUUGCCGCGCCAUCGGCUGGCGGUUGUGGAUGACCGGGACCGAUUUGACGGUGCUUCGCCUGAUCGGGUGCGGGAGCACUUUGUGAAGUGGGCGCGGGACGAGUUCAGGCGAAAUCAGAGGGAGGAGCCGGUCACGGAGGAUGAGAUGGCUAGGUUUUAUCACACUGGUCCUUUGGAGGAAUUCGUGGGCACGAGGUACAACUUUUGUUUGGUGGUGGACGAUAUCUGUCUCGAGUCGCUUGAGCACAUGUCCGACCCCGUAGUGAAGCUAGUGAGGAAGGACUGGGCACCCUACGAGCCGGAGUUGGAAGAGGAUGAGGAUUAUGGGGACAAUCCGGGCUGGGAAGGUGGAGUGAGCAACAACGAGUUUGAGGACGUGGGUUGGAUGUAUAUGAAUCUUUCGGAUUACGUGGACAUUCAGGACAGCUUGGAUGACCCGCACGACUGGGAGGACGAUUAUGUGCGGCCACCGCUUAUGCGUUGGCGGGAUGAUUUUGAGAAGACCGCGCCGGGAUUUUGGCGAAGGGGUGGGAAGUCUGAUGGCGAAUGA